AACAAAGGUACAGUUAAGUAAUAAGUAAAUUCCAAAAUGCAGUACUGAUUGUUGUCAUGAAGCUGUGGGUGUGCAAUGUGAUUCAAUGACACAAGACAGCACUCGCAUCCUGUUGAGGACGUGCGUCCUUGUUUUCAAACCUGUUCAGGGGGGGAUUGCCAAACAGGUAAUACAGGCGCAGUGUCGUUUGACAUUGCAGUUUUCUACAUUAGCAGAGUAGGCUAUGUCCGGAAAGCUUGGAAGACACAAUACUAUUGGCUUUAUAUAUUAAAUACAAUUUCAACGCGGAGACAAAUGCCAUGGCAGUGAAGAGUGAUGGGCUGACCCAUUGUAAGUUCGCUCUGGUGUUCGCCGUGGCGAUGGACCUGCUGGGCGUGAUUUCCAUGCUGCUGGGCGUCUUUGCCUCGCUGGAGUUCGAGGGUCAGGACUUCGGGGACCUGCUGGUGUACUCGGGGGCCCUUCUGGUGCUGUUCUCCAUGGGGGGCUGGGUUAUCUGGUACAGCGGAAACAUCCAAGGACUGACCACCACAAAGAAGCUAGGGGGCACCGCCUUCGACCGCCUCGCACGAAAUCUGAGCCGAAGGAUUCGGAUGCCCAGGUCUCAGAGCAGCCCGUGAAGCCUGAAGCCAGGGGCCGAUAUGAAAUGCUUCAAGGCCAUGCAUCCUUCAGGUCUUCAUUAUGUUUUAUAUAUACCGAGCAUGGAGAUGGCAAACGUUCUAGAAAUAUUGGUAAUGUUAAAAUUAAAGUGUUUAAAUUAAA
Messenger RNA from Gadus macrocephalus (Pacific cod), 759 nucleotides. RefSeq names its product transmembrane protein 238-like. Bases 300 to 617 code for a protein of 105 amino acids. The transcript is spliced from 2 exons. The record is from RefSeq and is a predicted model, not a curated record. Lineage: Eukaryota; Metazoa; Chordata; Actinopteri; Gadiformes; Gadidae.